AUUUUGACAAGCUCUAUAUUUAUUUAACAAACAUUUUACCAUCAUAUCAAUCAUUUAUACGUGAGUAAUAUAUCACAAGAAGCUCAGAAACGUCAAAUUUAGACAAAUUUAUUUUGUAAACAAUGGAUAAUCUGCCAAUAGAACUCUUAAUUUACAUUUUCAACUAUGUCCCAAAUCAUAUUAUAUCAAUUUCUCAAGUCUGCCGAUACUUUAACUCAAUAGCAACUGAACAAAUCAGGAAAACUGCAAUAAAUUUUCAUCGGGAAAGUGAAAAACAAAUUGAAAAUGUCUCAAAACAUUUGGAAAGUUUUAAAGGAUUAAAGUCACUGGAUGUGAAACUAGGCUUUGACGUUAAUAUAGCAGAGAAAGCCGAUUUUUGUGCAAUACACAGCAAUAAGAUAACUCAAUUGAUUCUCAGUGACUUUUCAUUUUUAAACCCAUUCUUUGACAAAUUGAACGUUAACUAUAGCAAUCUGGAUACAUUAAUAAUCGAGAACUCAGACCUUACAUCCUCAUCAGAUGAUCUCCCUAAUUUCAUCCUCAAGUCAUGCAAUAAUCUUAAAAAUCUCAAAAUUUCUGGAUGUUCUGGAUUAGAGAUUGAUUCAUUGAAUGCUAUUGGACAGAACUUGUGCAAUACAAAGAUUGAGAAGCUUGAGCUUCAUCCAACAUACUCGUACUUUGAUAUGUCAACACAAAAUAAUCGUGAUGAAAGUUGGACUAUUGAAAAUCUUAAUACACUGUCAGUAAGAUCAAAACUAGUCGUCAUGAAGAAAAACUUUGUCCGUAAUAUGCUGGGAAAUAAGAGGACGUUUCCAAACAUGAGAAAAUUGGAACUAAUCGCAGAACUAAACUUUGGCAAUAACUUUAUAUCCGUAUUAACACAACAAUUUCCAAAUUUGGAAUGUCUCUCUAUUGGCAAAGGAGUCAUGGACGUACAUAAUCAAGACUUUACAACCAUUUGCAAUCAGUACAAGUCACUUCGUGUUCUAGAAUUUCAUUUUAUUCAUCAGGAUGAACCGUUAGAUUUAAGAUAUCUGCAAAUUAAUCAGUGCAUUACAAAAUUAACAAUUGGAUUGACCAAAGAUAUAUCGCAUGCUGAUCUUCAGAAAAUAUCCAAGAAUCUACCUAAUUUAACACAUCUAAGUGUUAUUCUGUACUACUUAAUACCGUCUAAUAAGAAUUAUUUGGAACAACUAAUCAAGGCAUUCUCUAAUGUUAAGCAAAUCUGCUUCUCUCACAUUGGGAUGCUUGAGAAAAUCAAAAUUAUGCUUUAAUUUACUACUAUAUUUUUCUUUUUUGGAAGUACUUUACACACAUAUAUAAUAUAUAUUUAAUGACUAAUAAAUGGAACCUUAUUUUUUCAAUGACAUGUACGUUCUCUAAACUUACUAGUGGAAAACUUACUCUCUUAUCAGCAAGUCCUUAAUAUUUUGACCCCCAACUGUACAAAGUAAGCAACAAGGCAUGAGAAUUUGACUUCAGCACAUCACAGAGUCUAUAAAUUAAGUUUAGCAUACAAAGGGAACAUUAUCAUGACUCAAAAGAUAUAACGUGAGAGAUAAGAAUCUAUUUUUCUCACAAGUUGUGAACGAGAAAACAACAUGUCAAUCAGUACGAAUUGAGAGUUGUGCUGUAAACUUGUCGAAUUGUGAAAAUUACGUUGUGCUGAACGUCGAAACUUUGUUUUGAUUUUUAUUAUUUUUAUGUUCUUUAAAGGAAGGCUGUAUAUAAAAACAGAAUGU
Molecule: messenger RNA, 1742 nt
Organism: Chironomus riparius
Lineage: Eukaryota; Metazoa; Arthropoda; Insecta; Diptera; Chironomidae
Source: the annotation of a GenBank genome assembly